Messenger RNA from Oikopleura dioica, 732 nucleotides. The record is from the annotation of a GenBank genome assembly. NCBI's taxonomy places the organism in Eukaryota, Metazoa, Chordata, Appendicularia, Copelata, Oikopleuridae.
AUGCAAGGUCCUCCGGUAAACAGAGCAUCAGCAUUACGAGCUUAUGCAGUGCGCCAGCGAAUGGAUUACGGCUCCAGUUAUGCAGAGGACGCGUAUCUGCCAAAACGCUUCCGCAGAUCAAGAGCAAUGAACUAUUCGCGACUGUCGAACUCGAUCGACAGUUCCGGCUAUGGAACAAAUCAAUUUUCCGGCAGGUCGUCGCCAGACCGAUGGUCUCGUGGCUCCCGAAUGUCGAACUCUCGCUUUUCCGCUGUUCAUCCUCUUUCGAUCCGAAGUCACGAAGAAAUUUUCCAAAUGGGGCCGACAAAAUGGACGGAUCAACCAAUUCAGUCGAAAAUUGGCUCUUUAGAUAAUUUCGAUCACGUUCCGGGCGGAGGAGACAAAGACAUUAACGAGAUCAAAUAUCGAUUUAAUGCGCCAAAUUCCAUCUCCAGUAGGACAAAAGUAAUUUACGGCCCGCGACGAGAUAGAAUGUCAAAAGACGAAGAAAGUGGUCUUGAAAUCAUGGAAGAGAAUCUGUUUGACAAGCCACAUGAAAAGGGAAAUGAUUUCGAGACCAUAAAAGUAGACAAUGAAGAAUUCGAGCAGCUUCCGAACUGGCGAUUCCGGCCGAAACAAACUCGAUCCAAGUGUGGAACUUUGGACAAUGUGAAUCACCGGCCAGGUGGCGGAACCAACAGAAUUUUCACGGAAAGAAUGCCGUGGCAAGAAGGAUACAAAUAUGGCCGAUGA